AUGACUGCUUCUGGGCGGGAUCAGUGGAGACAACGCAACAGCAAGCAUACGCAAACAGAGAGAAUCAGUCCACCCAGUUCUCCCAGAGAAAAAAGAAGACAGGAUGACAAAAAUGGACAUUCAAGUGACAUCCAGAAAAGAAAAGACUCUCUAAAAAGACGUAGACUGGAAACAAUGCGUGCCAUUGAGCAGAUCGAGAAACUUUGGGAAGGAACUAAGCAAGAGAGGACUGAGAUAGACAACAUGAGACAGAGGAUUCAGCGACAGCAAGAUGAGAUAGUCAGGAUGACCACAGAGAAAAGACAACUUGAGAGAACUAUUACUCACAUGAAAGCCGAGAUGGACGACAUCUGCGAAAGAAUGGAUCGUAAUAAAGAAGAGGUAAAUAGAGAGAGGGAGAGGACUGAGCAAAUGAGAUCUGAUCUCCAAACUGAGCAAACCACCCUAGAGCAAAUGCGUGAUGAAAUCAUCAGAGAGAGACAGAACUUGGAGAUGAUCAGAUAUGAGACUCUGAGACAGAAGGAGGAGCUGGAGAGCAACCGUGAAAGCACAAAGUACGAGUUGGAACGAAUGGAACAAAUGAAAAGUGCCAUACAAGUUCAGAUCAAUGAGAUAGAGAUGAAGAUUGAGGAAACACAGAAAGCAAAGUGUCAGAUGGAGCAGAUGAAAGCUGAAAUAGAGGAGGAGAAAAGCGAGUUGGAGAGAAAGAAGUAUGACAUCAAGAGGCAAAGAGACCAGUUUGAGCAGAUUAAAGUUGACAUACAGCAAGUAAAGAUGGAAAUGGAGCAAAGGUGGCAUGAAACAGAGAAAGAAGGGCUGGAACAGAGAGCUAUAAUCCAAAGAGAGAAAGAUGAGCUGAAAUACCUGCAAGACGAGAUUCAAAGAGCAAGAGAAGAGGUUGAAAGAAACAGAGUGUUUUCAAAACAAGAGAAUGAGAGAAUAAACCAGCUGAGCGCUCAAGCGCUUACAGAAAGCAACCUCAUUGAAAAGAAAUGGCAAGAUAUCUUAUUAAAAGAAAAGGAUCUGGAAGAGAUGAAAUAUGAAAUUGAGAGAGGUCGAGAGGAGUUGGUAAUGAAUGGAGAGCUGGUCAAAAAGGAAUGGGAAAAGAUCGGACAGGCCAAAGUGGACAUACAAAAUCACAUGAUAUCUAUGGAUACCAGAGUUGAGGAAAUAAAAAGAGAAACUGAUAGGGUGAAACAUAUGAACAUAGAGAUGCAGAAGGACAAAGAUAUUCUAGAAAAACAGAAGGAUGAUAUACGAAAAGCUAAAGAAGAAAUGGAGAAGAAGAGGUAUGAGACAGUGACAGAGGAGCUAGAGCACAGAGCUCGACUGCAGAGGGAGAGAGACGAGCUGGAGAGUUUAAGAGUAGAGAUACAAAGGGCUAACGACAUGGAGAAAGCAAAGCUACUGAAGGAGAAGGAAGAAAGUUUUAAGAUAAGAGAAGAAGCCAGACAAGAAAGAGAAAUGACAGAACUAAUCAAAGCAGAGAUCAAGGCUGAAAAAGACAGCUUGAACCGAAGACAAGAGGAGAUGCUUAGGGAGAGACAAGAGUUAGAAAGAAUUAAACGUGAGACGGACAGAGCCAAAGAGGAUAUUGAGAACAGCCAAGAAGUCACAAUCCGGGAAAAUGAGAAAAUGGAAAAAAUUAAGACUGAAAUUCAAGGACAACUUGAAGAUACUGAGAAGAAAAUUGAGGAGAUCCAAAAAACAAAAGAACAAAUGGAGGAGACAAAGGCUGAGUUGGAGGAAGAGCGGGAGGAGCUGGAAAGAAAGAGAGAAUUGGUGAGAAGAGAGACCAAACAGUGCGAGUUCCUCAGAAGUGAAAUCCUCAAGGUGAAGGAGGAAAUGGAGAGCAGGUGGCAUGAAACAGAGAAAGAGGAAGUCGAACUCAGAGUGAAAACUCAGCAUGAACUGGAAAGACUGGAAAAAUUAAGGGACGAGGUCCAAAGAUCUCAGAAAAACAUUGUGGAGAGCAGGAUGGAGCUCAUGCACUGGAAGGACAGUCUUGAAAAAUUGAAGCUUCAGGUAGAAGACGACAAACUUGCCGCUAUCAAACAGAUGGAUGAGGCUAAAGCAAAGAGAGAGGAGUUGACAAAAAUGAUAGAACAGAUGGAGAAAGAGCGAGGAGAGAUUAAUAACAGCAGAGAAAAGGCUAAAGAAGAAGCAGAUGAAAUCAAACGCACGAGAAAUGAGCUACAAAGACAAAAGGCAGAAAUAGAUAACAGGAUUAGUGUUGCAAAACAAGAAAAAGAGGAGGCAAACCAUGCCAAACUUGCAGUCCAAGAGGCUAAGAUGCUCUUAAAAAAGCAAAUGGAAGAGUCAGAAAAGAGACGGUAUGAAACCAUAACAGAGGCGUUGGAGCAAAGAGAUGAAAUACACAAAAAAACAGAGGAGUUAGAACAAAUAAAUGAAGAGAUACAAACAGCCAGACAUGAACUAGAAAAAUUGAGGCAUUCUGAAAAAGAGAACCUGCAGAAAAUGCUGGAGGAUACACAGCAAGAUAAACAGUUUGUUGAGCAAAUGAAAAUAGCUGUGCUGAAGGACAAGGAAGAUCAGGAAAAGCGUUUAGCUGAGAUGGACAAGGAGAGAGAGGAGCUCAAACAGAUUACAGUUCAGGUCCAGAACGAGAAGAAAGAUCUAGAAAAACGAAGGUAUGAAAUUAUGAGAUAUGAUGUAGAACAGAGUGCUCAAGUGCAGAGACAAAGAGAAGAACUUGAGAAGAUCAAAACUCAGCUAUUUCUGGACACAGAGACCAUGGACAGAAGUAGAGAGUUAGCGCAAAAAGAUAGAGAGAAAGCUGAACGUCUUAUGAUUGAGAUCCAGGAACAAAGAGAGGAAGUGAAUAAAAGGUUAGAGGAGACAAAACGACGAGAGGACACUUUGAGGAAGAUGAGAGAGGACAUGGAGCACGAUAGAGAAGAUCUGGAGAAGAUCCGUGUGAAAACGCAGAGAGGGAAAGACACAUAUGAAGAGGUCAAGGAUGAGAUUAACAGGGUGAGAGCAGAGAUAGAGAGGUUGUGGGAUGAGGCUGAAAAGGGAGAGCAUGAAGAACGUAAGAAGAUGAACAGGGAGAAGGGGGAGAUGAUGAGGAAGAUGGAAGCUAUGAAGGAGGAGAUGGGUGAGAUUGAAGACAUGAAGAUGGAGUUAACAAAACAGAAGAAGGACAUUGACGUAAAGAUGGAAAAGGCAAGGCUGCAAAUGACUAAUCUUGAAAAGAUGAGAGCAGACCUCCAAAAACAGAAAGAAGACAUUGAAAUUCAGAUGAUGGAAGCAAGGAGAGAGAGAUAUCAGAUGAAACUGAUGAGGACUGAGAUCUUAAAACAAAAAGAGGAUGUUGAAAGGAAAAUGGAGCUAGCAAAAGCAGAGAUGGACAAAAUGCAGCUUGUCAAACAGGAAAUACAAAGACAAAUAGAAGAGCUGGAGGAAAGGAUGCAGAAAACCAAACGAGAGAUUGGAGAGAUGGAGCUGAUGAAGAGAGAAAUGGAAGGGAAGAAGAAAGAACUUGACCAAAGGAUGAAAUUGACCAUGAGGAAGAAGGACGAGAUGGAACGACUGAGGAUGGAGAUACAAAGGGCAAAAGACGAGAUGGAACAGAAAAGAGCGGAGACGGAGAGGCAGAAAUAUGAAAUGGAGCAAGUUAAAGCUGAAAUCCAAAGAGCGAGAGAGGAGUUUGAACUUAGGAUGGAGGAGAGAGAUUCAGAAGACGAGAAAGGACAGAUGAACCUCACAAUAAUCAACCUUAUUCAGCAGAUUGAGGGGACAAGAGAAAUGGUGCGGAAAGCAAAAUUCCAGAUUGAAAGCCGAAUGGCAGGAAGUCAGAUGGAGACAACAGACCAAGAGGAGAUGAAUGCUGAGAUGCACAGGCUCAUUUUGGAGAUUGAACAAAUCCGGGAAAUGAUGCGAGGUCUUAAGGCUGAGGUAGAACACAACAAGGAAAUGAUGAAGAGAGACAGGGAUGAGAUGAGGCAAUUGAAGAAUGAAGCUCAACGAAGGAGAAGAGAGAUUGAAUACAGGGAAGAAAAGAUUAUGAGAGAACGGGACGAACUAGAACUCGUGAGAAAUAUGAUGCAGCGGCAAAGAGAAGAACUGGAGAAGAGGCUGGAGGAGACCAUUAAAGAGAAUGAUAUGGUGGAGCAGGAGAGAGAAGAUGUGAAAAAUGCUUUGGAGAACAUAGAACAGGCCAAAGAAGAAAUAAAGAGACAGAAAGAACACAUUUCUCUAGAAAAGACAGGGAAAGAAAAGGUUCAGCCUGCCAUCAUUCCAACCGAGAGCCAGGAGUAUGCAAAAACAGAAGAACCAGCUGCCAUUAAAGUGGAAGACUUUGUGAGUGAUGUACAGAAAGAAAGACAAGAACUGGAACAAUAUAAAGAAAUAAUUUUAAAAGAGAAACAUGAACUAGAGAAAACAAAGGAGGAUGUACGAGCGGUAAAGAAUGAAGCUGAAGAGAGGAUGACAAAAUUACAAGAGAUGGAAAUAGAGAUGGAAAAGAAACGAGUGAGUCUACAAAACUGGGAAAGACUGCUGCAAUCAGAGAGAGAAGAAAACCAGAGAGGUUCAGAUAUAAUAUGGAAAGAGAAGGAGCAGCUAGAUAAAAGAAAACAAGAACUAGAGAGUAUGGAAGUAAAUCUACAGAGAGAGAAAUGUGAAUUGGAAAAAGCAAGAUUGAUGGAGAUUAAACAAGUUGAUGUACAAGUCCAAACUGAUGUGAUGGAGGAUGUAGGAAAAUAUCAGAUGAUCUUGACUAUGGAGGAGCUGGAUAAAGAGCGACAAGCUCUGGAGAAUUUUAAAGAAGACUUACUUGCACAAAAAAGUACAAUUGAGAGACAACUGGCAGAAAUAAAACUGAGCAAGGAUGAAUUUUCACUCAAAGAAGCCGCACUACAAACUGCAACAAAAAACACAGCAGACAUAGAGUUACAAUUAGAGCUGCGAAAACAGGAGCUAGAACGAACAAAAUAUGAGCUGGAAAAGACAAAGCUAGAAAUACAGAAAGGAUGGGAUGACCUGCAGGCUGAGAUUACAGAAAGCAAAGAAAAAGACAACAUGAUAAGAACAGAAUUAGAAAAUGCGAGACAUGUCCUAAAUCACAUUCGACAGGAUAUAGAAAAACAAAACCAAACCAUGGAGGCUGACCUAAAAGACACUUUUGCUACAGAACUAGAAGACAUAGAAGCUCAGAGAAAAAGGAUAGAGGAUGAAAAGAGAAUGUUACAGAACAUGAAAUAUGAGCUGCAAAAAGAGUCUAGUGAUAUUGAAAGGUUAAACCAGGAUGUGCAGAAAGAAAGACAGAACAUGGAGAAAUGGGCAGAGCAGCUUAAACAAGAGAGGGAAGAGCUAGAAAAGAAAAUGUGUGAUAUGCAACAAAUACAAGCAGAAAUAGCCAGAGAAAAGAAAGAUCUAGGGAACCUGAGAGAGGAGAAUGAGCUGACACUGAAGGAGAUCAAAAAGGAGAGAGACACUCUUGAGAAAAUAAAUGAACUCAUUUUACAGAAAAACGAUAAUUUUGAGAAUGAGGUGGAGGAAAUAAAGAAAAGAGAAAAUGAACUGCAGCAAAUGCAGGCUGAUCUUAACAGACAACAAAAAUACAUGCUGGAUAUUCAGAAUAUAGUUGUAAUGCAAAAAAGUCAACUUCAGAAAAGCCAAGAUGAAAUAGCCGAAAAGCUAACACAGGUGGAAGACAUCAGGCAGGUCACACAAAAUGAAAAAGACAAUCUUGACAGAGAAAGGGCGGCUAUAAUGGAACAGAAGCAGCAGAUGGAGAGCAACUUGACAGAUGCAUUAAACAGAGAACUAGAAACUGUGGAGCUUGUGAAAAAAGAGAUACUAAAUGAGAAGCGACUUAUUGAGGACUGCAGAAUAGCUUUAAUCAGAGAUAUAGAAGAUCUGGAGCAGAAGAAAAUCAAUUUGGGUAGUCAGGCAGAGGAGAUAAAAUUACAAAGACAAAGUAUUGCAGAAGAGAAAAGCAAGUUGGAACAGACUGAAUCUGUGCUGCAACGAGUAGCUGAAGAUACAGAGAAGCUAAGACAAGAUACACUAGCUGAAAGACAGAAGCUUAAAAACACUGCUGUGCAACUUCAGAAAGAGAGAGAUGCCAUUGUGAGCUUUGCGGAGGAGACAAAAAGAAAGAGAGAAGACCUGGAUAAAAUGCAAGCUGAUGUAGAAAAGCAGGAAAAAGCAUUUGAGAUAUUGAAAGGCAUGAAGGCUGAUCUGGAAAAAAAAGCCAGUGUCAUUGAAAAUUUAAGACAAGCUGUUCAAAAUGACAUACAACACGUUAAAGACAUGGAAGCCAAAAUUCAAAAAGAAAGACAAUACACUGAUAGUCUGGUUGAAGAGAUUGAAAAGAGGUCAAAAGCACUGGAUGAGAUGCGCAUGGAGGUUGAAAAAGAAAAGCGUUAUGCUGAGUCUGAGAGAGAUGUGCUAGAACAGGAAAAGUCUAAGCUCAGAGAUCUCAAAGAUGAAUUUGCUCAGCAAAACGAACAGAACAUUAUUAUACUGGCAGAGAUAGAGAAAGAAAGAGACAAUCUUGCGCAGAUGAGUGAAACCAUAUCAAAUCAAAGGUGCAUGGUUGAAAGUGAUAAAGAAAAUUUAAGACGGAGAGAAAAUGAACUGAAACAAAAAGCAGCAGAGAUUGAAAACAAACAAAAACAAAUCGAUGAGUUGAAGAGCAGUUUAAGAAUGGAAAAGAUGCAAGUUGAGCAGAUGCAAGCUGACCAAGAUCAACAAUGGACAGUUACACAUGAAAAAAUAGAACACGUUAAGACUGCAAGAGAUAGAGACGCGACAGAUCUGGAGAAAGAGAGACAGGAAAUUGAGAAUUUGAGAGAAGAACUGAGGGUGGAAUAUGAAAAUGUGGAGCACCAAAAGAGAUAUUUAAUUGAGCAAAAAGAAGUAUUUGAAAGCCGCAUGAAAUCACUAGAAAUGGAUGAGGAAGACAUAGAGAAAAAUAAAGCCAAACUGCACAAAGAAUUUGAAAACUUGCAGUUUCAGAGGCAAUCGUUUGAGAAAGAGAUACAGCAGGUAAGAGCUGACCUUCAGAAAGAGGCUGACAAUACUGAGAGAAUAAAGAAAGAGGUGGUAGCUGAAAAGCAGAGUAUAAAAGACAUGGCAGUUCAAAUUCAACAUGAGGGAAAUGACAGAAAAGAAGUUCUGGAGAGGAUGCGCCUUGAGCUAGAAAAGCAAAAGCAAGACAUUGAGACUGAAAAAGAUAUACUAGAAAACCAGAAGUUUAAAGUGGACAAAAGCAAAAGAGAGAUAGCUAGAUCAAACGAUGAUCUUGCUGAAAAGAGAAAAAUGAAUGAUAUUGAUCGGUCAGAGAUGGAGAAACAGAGAAAUUCCCUUGAUCAAAUGAAGAUGAACAUUUCACAAGAGGAACAUGGUAUUAAAAAAGUGAAGGAAAGUUUGAGACACCAAGAAAAUGACCUGAAUAUACGUACAUCACAACUUCAUGCACAACAGAAAGAAAUAGAAGAGAUUCAGGAUGUUAUCUUGAAAGAAAAGAGUCAGCUUAGUGAAAGACAGGCUGAAAUGGAAAAGCAAAAGAGAGCAUUAGAGAAUGUGAUGGACAGACUUGAAAAAGAGAGGACUAAUGUAAUGGAAGAAAGACAAAAAGUGAAUGGCAUUGCAGAAGAACUGAAGAGGGAAAGUGAAACAGUGGAGCUGAUGAAACAAGAAGUUCUCCGCGAAAAAGAAUCUAUUGAAAACAGCAGGCAAAUACUGAACAAAGAUCUAGAGGAUAUAAAAGAAAAUAGAACCAUCUUAGCUGAGGAGUUUGAGACCUUAAACUACCAGAAACAAUUGACUGGCAAAGAAAAGCAGGAAUUUGAUAAGAUGAAAAAUGAGCUCCAACAAGAAAAGGAAGUUAUUGCUAAACUAAGGCAAGGCAUAGAAAAUGGCAGGCAGAAGGCUGAGGAAAUGACGAUCGAACUUCAAAAAGAAAAGGAAGAUAUAGAGAUUUCUUUUGCCAGGACAAGAUCAGAGGAAGGAGAUCUAAGAAAACAAAAGCAAACAAUUGAAUCUGAUAGAGACACUCUUAAAAAGGACAAGUCUGACCUGGAGAUAACUAAAGCAGAGAUAGCCAGAGCCAAAGAAGAUCUUGAGAAUCAAAUUGAAUCACAUAAAAGACAAAAUGAGGUAACAUUGGCAGAGAUACAGAAAGAGAAACACAUUCUUGAGCAGUUAAGAAUGAACAUAUCACAACAGAGAGAUGAUCUAGAAAAGGACACUGAACAAACAAGAUACAAACAAGCAGAGCUGCAAAGUGUAAAAAUGGAAAUUCAGAAAGAGCAAACAGAGAUAGAUGAGCAGAAGGUGAUGACUGCACUAGAGAAGAGUGGGCUGAAAGACAUUAAAGCUCAAAUAGAUAAACAGAAAAAAGAGACAGAUGAAACCAAAGAACAGGUUAAAAAGGAGAGGGAUGAUAUUGAGAGAGAAAAGGGAGAUUUGAAGAAUCAAAAACAACAUAUGGAGGUAAAUUUGAGGCAAGAACUAAAAAUGGAGAGUGAAAAGUUAGAGCUGCUCAGAAAGGAGAUGUGUGAUGUAAAGGAAGGAAUUGACAACUGCAGGAAAAGCAUAAAAACAGACAUGGAUACUUUGGAACAAACAAAGCUUGAUGUAGUGAAAGAGUUGGAGAAUAUUAAGCUUCAGAAACAAAUGAUUGAGGAUGAGAAAGACAGGAUUGAGCAGAUAAAAUCAGAUCUAAAAAGAGAAGCUGAAGACAUUGAAAAGAUUAAAGUAGAGACACAAAAUGAAAGACAGAAGCUUAAGGAAGCAACAACCCAACUUAAGAAAGAUAGAGAUAAUGUUGAGAGUCUUGCAGAGGAACUUGACAGGAAAAAAGUGACACUAGAAAAUAUGCAUCAGGAAACUGAAUUGCAAAGGAAAGCAAAUGAGUCUAAUAAACAGAUGCAGGAAAGGGCUCUACUUGAGCUGAAGAAAACUGUGACAGAUAUAGCAAGAGCGAAGGAGGGUCUUGAAACCCAGCUCGUUGAAGAAAGAGAAAAGAACAAGAUCACACUAGCAGAGAUACAGAAAGAAAAAUACAUGCUUCUUCUACUGAGAGAUAGUAAUUCAGAGCAACAGGACAACAUUGCAAAUGAGAGACAACAAAUGAGACUGAGAGAGACUGAACUUGAACACCUCCAAGCUCUGAUUUAUAGGCAGCAAGAUGAAAUGGAAGCCACACGAAAAGCUCUCACAAUGGAAAAAGACAGAAUUGAAAAGAAGAAAACUGAAAUAGAUCAAAAACAGAGAAAAGUAAAUGAAAUCAUGGAAUUUACAACAGGAGAAAAGGCUUGUAUUGAGAAAGAGAAAUCUGAAAUGCUAGCACAGAAACACCAAAUAGAGACUGAACUGGAGCUCUUGAAGGCAGAACUGAAUAAUGAAAAAGAAUUAAUUGAGGAAAGGACCCAAAUGUUGAAAACAUUCAAUGCUGACAUAGACGAAAAAAGAGCAGCCCUAGACAGAGAGAUAAAGCAGCUUCAAUAUCAUAAAAAAGUUAUUCAAGAUGAGACGGAUGAUUUAGUACAGAUGCAAAGACAAACUGAAGAUAUGAGAAGGUUAAAAGAAGAAACACAAAAUGAGAGACAGAGUUUGGAAAAGAUGGCUGAACAACUUCAGAAGGAGAAAGAAGGUAUUGUUCAUCUUGCUGAAGAUACAAAGAGAAAGAAUGAGAUUCUGGAUGAAAUUAAAGUAUUACAUGAGUCCAAAUUAGAAAAUCUGCAAAAAGAGAUCAGGGAAAAACAGGACAUGAUGAUUGAGCUGAGAAAGAAGUCUGAAUAUGUUGAGCUUCAGAUAAAGGAGAUAUUGACUGAAAAGGAAAUGUUGGAAAAUGACAGACAACUGCUGAAGAGAGACAUGGAAAAUCUGCAACAAAAAAUAGUUAAUGUAGACAGAGAUUCAGAGAGUCUGAAACUUGAGAGAGAAGCUUUGGAGAAUGAGAAGGAAAUGAUAAAACAGAUCAAAACUGACCUGCAACGAGAAACACAAGAGAUUGAGAAGAUCAGACUAGAAACACAACAUGAAAGACAAAAACUGGAGGAAAUGACAGCUCAACUCCAGAAAGAGAGAGAAGAAAUCAACAAUCUCAUUGAGGAGACAAAAAGAAAAGAUAUGGUCUUGGAUGAAAUGAACACAGAAACUGAAGUGAAAACUAAAGCCAUUCAAUCUGAUAGAGACAUGCUUGAGAAGGAAAAACAUGAUCUUGAGAAAAUCAAAAGUGAACUUGAUAAAGCCAAGGAGGAUCUUGAAAAAGAAAGAGAAAAGCAAGGAAUCAUACUGGUAGAGAUACAGAAAGAGAGAGCCUCGCUAAAGGAGAUGAAUGAGACCAUCACAAGACAAAUACAUGAUAUUAAAAAUCAAGAGGAACAAAUGAGACAAAAACAACAUGAACUUGAACAACUGAAAACUGAAAUUCAUAAUCAGAAACAAGAACAAGACAAUGACAGAAACAUUAUAAUAAAAGACAGAAGUCAGCUUGAUCUGAGACAAUCCGAGUUAGACAAACAACAGACAGAAGUGAGUGACAUUAUGGAAAAAAAUAGGAAUGAAAGAAAACAACUAGAUAAAGAUAAACAAGAGAUGGAAGAACAGAAACAGCAACUGAAGAAAGAAAGAGAUGAUGUUGACCAAAGCAGAAAAGAUCUGAAUGAAGACCUACAGAUGAUGACACUUCGGAAACAAGUGAUUGAAGAUGAGAAGAACAAGUUAGAACAGAUGAAGAUUGAGCUGCAAAGAGAAGCUGAUGAUAUCCGAAAGCUCAAAGAAGAAACACAAAAUGAGAGACAGAGUUUGGAAAAGACAGCUGAAGAACUUAAGAGAGAGAGAGAAGAUAUCGUUCAUCUUGCUGAUGAAAUGAACACAGAAACUGAAGUGAAAACUAAAGCCAUUCAAUCUGAUAGAGACAUGCUUGAGAAGGAAAAAUAUGAAAUGCAGAAAACUAAACAAGAACUUGAUAAAAUCAAAGAAGAUCUUGAAAAUCAACUUGCUGAGCAAGCAGAAAAGAAAGAAAUCAUACUGGCAGAGACACAGAAAGAGAGAGACAACCUAGAGGAGAUGAAGGAGACCAUCACAAGACAAAUACAUGAUAUUAAAAAUCAAGAGGAACAAAUGAGACAAAAACAACAUGAACUUGAGCAACUGAAAACUGAAAUGUAUAAUCAGAAACAGGAACUAGACAAUGACAGAAAUAUUAUAAUAACAGACAGAAGUCAGCUUGAUCUGAGACAAUCCGAGUUAGACAAACAACAGACAGAAGUGAGUGACAUUAUAGAAACAAUUAGGAAUGAAAGAAAACAACUAGAUAAAAAUAAACAAGAGAUGGAAGUACAGAAACAGCAACUGAAGAAAGAAAGAGAUGAUGUUGACCAAAGCAGAAAAGAUCUGAAUGAAGACCUACAGAUGAUGACACUUCGGAAACAAGUGAUUGAAGAUGAGAAGAACAAGUUAGAACAGAUGAAGAUUGAGCUGCAAAGAGAAGCUGAUGAUAUCCGAAAGUUCAAAGAAGAAACACAAAAUGAGAGACAGAGUUUGGAAAAGACAGCUGAAGAACUUAAGAGAGAGAGAGAAGAUAUCGUUCAUCUUGCUGAAGAUACAAAGAAAAAACAUGAGAUUCUGGAUGAAAUGAAAGUUGCAAUUCAGUCUUUAAUGGCAGAUCUACAAAGAGAGAAAAACAACCUUGAGCAAAUGAAAUUGAACAUCUCCAAACAAACUGAUGAUAUUGAAAAUGAGAAAGAGAAAAUAAGACUGAGAGAAGAUGAACUAGAACAACUAAAAGCAGAGAAUCAAAAACAACAAAGUGAACUGAAAAACCUCAAAGAAAUCAUCAUGACUGAGAAGCAGCAGCUUGAACUCAGAGAGACUGAAAUAGAAAAACAACAGAAGGAGCUGCAUGACAUUGUGGAGAUCGCAAAGAAUGAGAAGAGCAUUGCUGAAACUCAAAAAGCUGCAAUGAUUAGGGAAAAACAGGAUAUGAUGAUUGAGCUGAGAAAGAAGUCUGAAGAUGUUGAGCUUCAGAUGAAGGAGAUAUUGACUGAAAAGGAAAUGUUGGAAAAUGGUAGACAACUGCUGAAGAGAGACAUGGAAAUUCUGCAACAAAAAAUAGUUAAUGUAGACAGAGAUUCAGAGAGUCUGAAACUUGAGAGCGAAGCUCUGGAGAAUGAGAAGGAAAUGAUAAAACAGAUCAAAACUGACCUGCAACGAGAAACACAAGAGAUUGAGAAGAUCAGACUAGAAACACAACAUGAAAGACAAAAACUGGAGGAAAUGACAGCUCAACUCCAGAAAGAGAGAGAAGAAAUCAACAAUCUCAUUGAGGAGACAAAAAGAAAAGAUAUGGUCUUGGAUGAAAUGAACACAGAAACUGAAGUGAAAACUAAAGCCAUUCAAUCUGAUAGAGACAUGCUUGAGAAGGAAAAACAUGAUCUUGAGAAAAUCAAAAGUGAACUUGAUAAAGCCAAGGAGGAUCUUGAAAAAGAAAGAGAAAAGCAAGGAAUCAUACUGGCAGAGUUACAGAAAGAGAGAAAAAACCUUGAGGAGAUUAAGGAGACCAUCACAAGGCAAACACAUGAUAUUAAAAAUCAAGAGGAACAAAUGAGACAAAAACAACAUGAACUCGAACAACUGAAAACUGAAAUUCAUUAUCAGAAACAAGAACAAGACACUGACAGAAACAUUAUAAUAAACGACAGAAGUCAGCUUCAUCUGAGACAAUCUGAGUUAGACAAACAACAGACAGAAGUCCAUGAUAUUAUGGAAAAAAUAAGGAAUGAGAGAAGACGACUAGAUAAAGAAAAACAAGAAAUGGAAGAACAGAAACAGCAACUGAAGAAAGAAACAGAUGAUGUAGACCAAAGCAGAAAAGAUCUGGCUGAAGACCUAAAGAUGAUGACACUUCAGAAACAAGGGAUUGAAGAUGAGAAGAACAAGUUAGAACAGAUGAAGAUUGAGCUGCAAAGAGAAGCUGAGGAUAUCCGAAAGCUCAAAGAAGACACACAAAAUGAGAGACAGAGCUUGGAAAAGAUGGCUGAAGAACUUAAGAGAGAGAGAGAAGAUAUCGUUCAUCUUGCUGAAGAUACAAAGAAAAAACAUGAGAUUCUGGAUGAAAUGAAAGUUGCAAGUGAGUCUUUAAUGGCAGAUCUACAAAGAGAGAAAAACAACCUUGAGCAAAUGAAAUUGAACAUCUCCAAACAAACUGAUGAUGAACAAGACAAUGACAGAAAUAUUAUAACAAAAGACAGAAGUCAGAUUGAUCUAAGACAGUCCGAGUUAGACAAACAACAGACAGAAGUGAGUGACAUUAUGGAAAAAAAUAGGAAUGAAAGAAAACAACUAGAUAAAGAUAAACAAGAGAUGGAAGAACAGAAACAGCAACUGAAGAAAGAAAGAGAUGAUGUUAACCAAAGCAGAAAAGAUCUGAAUGAAGACCUAAAGAUGAUGACACUUCAGAAACAAGUGAUUGAAGAUGAGAAGAACAAGUUAGAACAGAUGAAGACUGAGCUGCAAAGAGAAGCUGAUGAUAUCCGAAAGCUCAAAGAAGAAACACAAAAUGAGAGACAGAGUUUGGAAAAGAUGGCUGAAGAACUUCAGAAAGAGAGAGAAGAUAUUUUUCAUCUUGAUGAAGAUACAAAGAGAAAACAAGAGAUUCUGGAUGAAAUGAAAGCUGCAAAUGAGUCUUCAAUGGCAGAUCUACAAAGAGAGAAAAACAACCUUGAGCAAAUGAGACUGGACAUCUCUAAACAAACUGAUGAAAUUGAAAAUGAGAAAGAGAAAAUUAAACUCAGAGAAGAUGAACUAGAGCAAUUAAAAGCAGAGAUUCAUAAACAACAAAGUGAAGUGGAAAAGGAAAAGAACAACAUUGAAAGUGAAAGAGCUGCAAUGAUCAGGGAAAAACAGGACAUGAUGACUGAGCUGAGAAAAAAGUAUGAAGAUGUUGAGCUUCAGAUGAAGGAGGUGUUGACUGAAAAGGAAAUGUUGGAAAAGGGUAGACAACUGCUGAAGAGAGACAUGGAAAAUCUGCAACAAAAACUAGUUAAUGUAGACAGAGAUUCGGAGAGUCUGAAACUUGAGAGAGAAGCUUUGGAGAAUGAGAAGGAAAUUAUACAACAGAUCAAAACUGACCUGCAACGAGAAACACAAGAUAUUGAGAAGAUCAGACUAGAAACACAACACGAAAGACAAAAACUGGAGGAAAUGACAGCUCAACUCCAGAAAGAGAGAGAAGAAAUCGACAAUCUCAUUGAGGAGACAAAAAGAAAAGACAUGGUCUUUGAUGAAAUGAACACAGAAAUUGAAGUGAAAACUAAAGCCAUUCAAUCUGAUAGAGACAUGCUUGAGAAGGACAAACAUGAUCUUGAGAAAAUCAAAAGUAAACUUGCUAAAGCCAAGGAGGAUCUUGAAAAAGAAAGAGAAAAGCAAGGAAUCAUACUGGCAGAGAUACAGAAAGAGAGAGCCUCCCUAAAGGAGAUGAAUGAGACCAUCACAAGACAAAUACAUGAUAUUAAUAAAGAUCAAGAGGAAAAAAUGAGACAAAAACAACAUGAACUUGAACAACAGAAAACUGAAAUUCAUAAUCAGAAACAAGAACAAGACAAUGACAGAAACAUUAUAAUAAAAGACAGAAGUCAGCUUGAUCUGAGACAAUCCGAGUUAGACAAACAACAGACAGAAGUGAGUGACAUUAUGGAAAAAAUGAGGAAUGAAAGAAAACAACUAGAUAAAAAUAAACAAGAGAUGGAAGAACAGAAACAGCAAGUGAAGAAAGAAAGAGAUGAUGUUGACCAAAGCAGAAAAGAUCUGAAUGAAGACCUAGAGAUGAUGACACUUCAGAAACAAGUGAUUGAAGAUGAGAAGAACAAGUUAGAACAGAUGAAGAUUGAGCUGCAAAGAGAAGCUGAUGAUAUCCGAAAGCUCAAAGAAGAAACACAAAAUGAGAGACAGAGUUUGGAAAAGAUGGCUGAAGAACAUAAGAAAGAGAGAGAAGAUAUUGUUCAUCUUGAUGAAGAUACAAAGAAAAAUAAUAAAAUCCUGGAUGAAAGGAAAGUUGCAAAUGAGUCUUUAAUGGCAGAUCAACAAAGAGAGAAAAACAACCUUGAGCAAAUGAGACUGAACAUCUCCAAACAAACUGAUGAAAUUGAAAAUGAGAAAGAGAAAAUUAAACUCAGAGAAGAUAAACUAGAGAUACUACAAGCAGAGAUUCAUAAACAACAAAGUGAAGUGGAAAAGGAAAAGAACAACAUUGAAAGUGAAAGAGCUGCAAUGAUCAGGGAAAAACAGGACAUGAUGACUGAGCUGAGAAAAAAGUAUGAAGAUGUUGAGCUUCAGAUGAAGGAGGUGUUGACUGAAAAGGAAAUGUUGGAAAAUGGUAGACAACUGCUGAAGAGAGACAUGGAAAAUCUGCAACAAAAACUAGUUAAUGUAGACAGAGAUUCAGAGAGUCUGAAACUUGAGAGAGAAGCUUUGGAGAAUGAGAAGGAAAUUAUACAACAGAUCAAAACUGACCUGCAACGAGAAACACAAGAUAUUGAGAAGAUCAGACUAGAAACACAACACGAAAGACAAAAACUGGAGGAAAUGACAGCUCAACUCCAGAAAGAGAGGAAAGAAAUCAAUGAUCUCAUUGAGGAAAUUAAAAAGAAGGGAGAUAUUCUUGAUGAAACCUAUACUGAAAUACAAAGAGAACAAGAAGCAAUUGAGAGAGGCAACGACUUGAUUAGAAGGGAACGGUCUGACUUAGAGAAAACCAAAGCUGAGAUGUCUCAAACCAAGGAAGAGCUUGAAAAACAGCUUUCUGAACAAAAAACAAACAUUGAGAUCACACUGGCAGAGAUACAACAAGAUAGAAACAUGCUUGAACAGAUGAGUGAGAAAAUAACUAAAGAAAAAAUGGCACUUAAAGAUGAAAAGCAAGAGUUACGAAUAGAAAAGGAAGAACUUGAAAGAAUGCGGGCAGACAUCGAAAGAAAACAAGGAGAUAUUGAUCACCUGAGGUUUGGCAUAACAGAAGAAAGUCUGCUUGAGAAAUCAGAGGCUGAAAUGGUUCUUCAACAGAGUGACGUGGAUGUAGUGAAAUCUUUAACAGACAAAGAAAUGUCAGAUCCAGAUGGAAAAAGUGUCUUGAUGGAGCAGAUGCUGGAAAUGGACUUAAAAGAUGCAUUAGAAACAGAUGUUGAGAGCCAAAAGUCAGACUUACCUGAAGCUGAGGAUUUACCUCAUAAACAGGAGAUGAUGUUAGAGAAGAAGUUUAUUGAAGAUGAAAAGGACAAACUGGAACAGAUGAGAGCUGAACUGCAAAGUGAAGCCGAACACAUUGAAAUGGAAAAGCAGGAUAUGCAAAAUGAAAGACAGAAGCUAGAAGAAAUGUCAGCUCAACUUCAGGAAGAGAGAAGUAAUCUUGAAAGCCUUAACGAGGAGAUUAAUGUUAAAAAAUGUAAUCAACAAAAGCAAGCAACUGAGUUUGAAAUGGAGAAGACUGAUUUAGAGAAAAUCAAAACAGAAAUUGCUAAAGCCAACAAACUUCUUGCAGAACAGCAAGAAAAGAAUGAAAAGACAAUAAAAGAGAUGCGGACAGAGAGGGACGCUCUUGAAGAAAUGAGGGUGAAAAUAUCAAAACAAGUGGAGACUAUUCAAAAAGCGAAUGAAAGUCUUUCUCGCAGAGAAACUGAACUUGCAAAGCUGCAGGAAAACAUUUUACAACAACAACAUGAAAUGGACGAACUGAAAAACACAAUCAUGAUGGAAAUGAGUCAACUGGACCAGAGACAAACUGACAUUGAUCUAUUACAGCGAGAGGUUGACGAUCUAAUGGAAUUCACAAAGACAGAAAUGACAAACGUAGAAAGAGAAAGAGUGGAAAUGAUGGCACAGAAGAGAAAUAUAGAGAGAGAGAUAGUCAGUCUAGAGGAAGAAAAGGAUACAUGUGAACAACUGAGACUAAAAUUACUGGAGGAAAACGAUCAGGUUGAAAAAGACAGAGAGCUGUUGACCAAAAAUGUUGAUCUUAUGGAGAGGCAAAAAGUGGAUCUGGAGAAAGAAUUAAAUAAUCUAAAAGUUGAGAAACACACAUUUGAAAAUGAGAAGGAGGAACUAGAGAGGAUGAAAACCGACCUUCAAAAACAAGCUGAAGACUUGGAGAAACUAUCUGAGAAGACAAACAAUGAAAGACGGAGGGCAGAAGAGAUGGCAGCCAAAUUUAAAAAGCAAUUAGACGUCAGUGGCAUUCCAGCGGACUACCAACAGGCGGAAGAGCUCAUGGAUGAGACAGAGAAGCAAAGAAAGGAAAUUCAGUCUGCCAAAGACUUGCUUCAAGAAGAAAGAUCUGAGCUGGAGAAAACCAAGGCAGACAUAAACCAAGCCAAGGAAGAACUAGAUAGACAAAAAACUGACUUGCAGAGAGAUAAAGACAUUCUCAAGCAAAGGAGUACAAAUAACUUGAGACAAAUAGCUCAAAUUGAAGAUAAGAAGGAAAAAAUACAACACAAAGAGAAUGAACUAGAACAAAUGAGAACAGAACUUCAAAAUAAACAAAAAGAAAUGGAUGACAUGAAAAACAAAAUAAAAGAAAAGGCUGAUUUUGAGAAUCUGGAACAAAAGAGAGCUGAGUUGGCUAGAGACUUGGAAAACCUCCAAAAUGAGAAACAAGCUUAUAAAAAUGAGCAAGACGAGCUAGAAAAGAAGAGAGAUGAUAUUAAAAAGUUGAAGCUAGAAGUUCAGAAAGAAAGGCAGAGGGCUGCACAAGAGUUAGAAAAAGAGAGGCAACAAUUUGCUAAGGAUGACACCCUGGAUGAAAUACAAGCUGAGAUAGAAAGACAAAAACUAGCCAUUGCUGUAGACAAAGCGAUUGUUAUUAAGGAAAAUAUGGAUCUGGAAAAAACCAAGGAACAUUUCAAAAGACAAUCCGAGGAGAGUGACAUCACUCGUGCAAACCUGCAGAAAGAGAGAGAGAGUCUUGAUCAGAUGAGAGUGGAGAUCUUAAAGCAAAAACAUGACAUGGAGAGAGAAAGAGGUGAACUGUUAGAGCAGUGUCAGCUGAUGGAGACACUAAAGAAGGACACUGAAAAUGUGGAACAGCUGAGGAAAGAGCUUUUGAAUGAAAAUGAAUUGACUGAGAAAAGCAGAACGCAACUGAAACGAGACAUAGAUGAUAUGGAACAAAAUAAAUCAAAUCUGCAUAAAGAAUUAGAGGAGUUAAAAGUUCAAAAACAGGAUAUUCAAGAUGAAAGAGUUCAACUAGAGCGAAUGAAAGCCGAGUUAGCAAAAGAAAGAAAAGCAAAUGACAAAAUGUUGAGAGAGGCUAAACAAGAAAUGGAGAAAUAUGAGGAGAUCAAAACAAAUAUUCUAAUCCAAAAAGAAGAGUUUGAGACUAAAAGACAAUCAGAAGUAGAGGAACUUAUUGGUAUGAGAGCAGAAAUACUCAGUCAGAAAGAGGAAUUAGAGGACAAGAUGAAAAAGACUAAACGUGAGAUGAAAGAAUUGAAGCUUCUUCAGGAUGAAACUGAUAGCAAGAGGAAAGAUCUUGAUGAUAAGAUGAGACAGGCAGCGAGAAAGAGAGAUGAGCUGGAGAAAAUGAGAGCUGAUAUUGAAAGUGCAAAUGAGAAACUUGAAAUGGACAGAGUCAUGUUAAGUAUAGAGCGUGAUGACAUGGAUCAAAUGAAAGCUGAGAAACAACGAGCGGGAGAAGAACUACAAUCUCAUACGGAAGAAAGAGGUGGAGAUCUGGAAGAGAAAGAACAAAUAAACACCAAGAUACAGAGGCUUAUUCAAGAGGCUGAAAAGACUAGGGAAAUGGCCUGGAGAACAAAACAUGACCUGGAAAGAAGCAUGCAGAGAGAUGUUAAUGUUCAAGCGGAUUCAGAGGAAAGGCAAAAAAUUAGUGCUUACAUGCAGAGGCUGAUCCAGGAAAUUGAGCAUGUCAGAGAGGUUCUCAGAAGAAUGAAAGAUGAAGUCAAGGCUGCUAGAAAUGAAAGAUUUGAACUGGAGAACAUGAGACUGGAAGUCGAAGCCAUGAAACAGGGCAUGAAGGAAACCUAUGAGCAACAGAACAAGGAGAUACAAAAAAAGAAGCAGCAAAUUGAGAGUACCAAAGACUUGUUGAGCAAAGAGCGAAAUGAUCUUGAGCAAAAUAGAGCUGAUUUGGAGAGACAAAAACAAGAAAUGGCAUUGGACAAUCAAAAACUUAAUGACGAAAAUGAACUGCUGAAGAAAGAAAAUGUUGACAUGAAGAAACAAUAUGAAAUUCUCAAAAACCUUCUAGAAGAAACAACUAGAGAAAGCACAGUACAAACAGUUAAACCUUCCAGAAAAAAGAAAGUAAUGAGGAGAGAUUCAGAGGAAUUAAGGGAGAAAAUGGAAUCAUUGGACGACCAGCAAGAAGAGAGUAAGAGUCAGACAGAUGACAUUAACAGACAAAUAGACAAACUGACAGAGUUGAAGGCUGAGCUGGAUCAACAGCAGGUAGAACUUCAGAAAACUAAAGCAGACUUAAAACAUCAGAUGGAUGAGCUAGAAAACAUGAGGUUUGAGAUAUUACAGCAUGAAAAGGACACGAGAGAGUUGGAGCUGAUGGAUAUACAGAGCCAGAGAAAAGUCAUAGAAACAAGGAUUCAGAAAAUGACGCAUGAGAAGGGAGAACUGGAAGUCUUAAGGUCUGAAAUAGUCCUAGAAAAGAAAGAUCUGGACCAGAUGAUGAAACAAGUGAUACGAAAGAGGGAUGAGGUGGAGAAAAUGAAGACUGAGAUAGCAAAGGCGAGAGAGGAGAUCAACAGAGAGCGGCAGGAGCUGGAAAUACUCAGGAAUGAUGUUCAAAGUGCAAGAGAGGAUAUAGAGCUAUUGGUGGAGAAAACUGUGAAUCUAGAAGAUGACGAAAGUACCAAUGCUGACAUCCAAAGACUAAUUUUAGAGGUUGUGAAAAUCAGGGAAAUGGUGAGAAAUCUAAAAGUUGACAUGGAGAGCAGGAUGGAGGAAGGUAAGGUGGUGAGAGAUGAAAAGGAAAACUUCAAGUCUGAGAUCCAGAGGCUCAUUCAAGAUAUUGGACAAAUACGGGAAAAUCUUGGAAGCCUUAGAAAAGAGAUAGAAACCACCAGAAGAGACAAGAAUGAAUUGGAGAAGAUGAGAGCAGAGCUUGCAGAAAAGCAACACGAGGAAGAGAGCAUGAAAGAAAUGCUACAGAAAGAAAGAGAAGAACUGGAGCAGCGGAAGGAUGAGAUAAACAGAGAAAAUGAGGAUGUGGAGACCAAAAGAGAGCUGGUUAAGGUAGAAAUAACUAAAGAAAUAACGGAAGAGUUUAAGGACACAAGAAAGAACAAGGAAGAACUGCAAAAUGUUUUUGAGGAACUAUUGAGAAACAAGAGUGAUCUGGAACAGCUCAACAGAGAUAUACAAAGCCUAUGGCAAACCAUGGAAGAAAUGAAAACCCUGCAUGAAAAGAAAAGGGCUGAACUGGAAGGCAUUACUUCUGAAGUAAAGAGAGGAGAGCAGAUACUGGAGAAGCAGAAACAUGAGUUGGAAGAGAAAAGUUGGAUUGUUGAAGAAAUAGAGAAAAAGAAAGAUACACUUGAAAAGAUCAAUAUGGAAAUACUGAGGAAGCAAAAAGAUAUAGAAAAAGAAAUGAACAAUUUAAGGCAAGAGAAGCAAGAGCUGGAGCUCUCUAGAAGUGAACUACAGAGACAGAUAAUUAAUGUUGAAUCUUCAAAACAUGCUUUGAUUAUGGAGAAGGAUCGGUUAGAAGAUGAACAAGCUGAAAUCAAUCACCAGAGGCAUGAAGUGAGUGCUGCCAUGAAGGCUUAUGAUGUGGAGCUGAAAAAUCUAGAAAAGAUUAAGAAUGAACUAGAAAACGAGAGGGCUAAACUUGAGGAAAAGCUCCACAUUGCUGCAAAAAUGGAGGAGAAACUACAGGAAAUGAAGAGUGAACUAAACAAAGAAAAAGAGCAAGUGGAAGAAAUGAAGCAAAUGGUCAGCACAGAGAGACAUUUGAUUGAACAAAAGAAUGCUGAGCUUCAGAAAAAGUCAGAGAUCACCGACAAACUCAUUCAGGAAGCAAACAAUGAGAGAGACAGAUUAACAGACCUCAGUCUAAAACUUCACACACAACGAGAAGAUAUAGAGAAUAUCAUCACAGAAAUAGAGACCAAGAAGAAAGAUCUCAAUAUAAUCAGUGCAGAACUUCAAGAUGAUAAGAAACGACUGAAAAAUGGCAGGGAUGUUUAUGAAAGGGAAAUGACACAUCUGCAGCUUAAGAGGGAAGCGUUAGAGAGAGAAACAGGGGACCUGGAAAGAAAAGCCUUACAACAGAAAGAGCAAGAUGAGAUGGCGAAGCAAGAGAUUCAAAAUCACAAAGAGGCUCUAGAACAAAUUAAGGUGGACAUUCUGAAGGAAAGAGAUGAUGUUGACAAAGAGAAGAAUAAUGUAUAUUCAGAAAAACAGAAACUGGAUACACUUCGAGAAGAACUGCAAAGAAAGGAAAGUGAGCUUGAAAACAAAGUAAAAUCUUUCAUGGAAGAGCAGCAGCAGCUGAAACAGAUUCAAGAUGAAAUGUAUAAAAUCAAGAAGGAGAUUCAAAGUAAUCUGGAAAGAAAGGAGGCUGAAAUUCAAGAGGAGAAACAGCAAUUAAUGGAAAUGGGUGAAACAAUUACAAGAGAACGCAAUGAAUACAGAAAGCUGACUGAAGAAGUACAGAAAGAAAAAGAGUGGCUUGAAAUCAGCAAAACGUUGAUGGAUCAAGAGAAGGCUGAACUUGAAAACAUGAAAAAUUAUCUGGAGAAGCAAUUACAAAAUCUAAGACAUGAGAAACUGAAUGUACAAGAUGAGAAGAAUGCACUAGAACAGAUAAGAGCAGAAUCCAAAGAGAUUCAAAAUGUUAUCAAGAAGGAAAGAAAGGAUCUAGAGAAAUGCUGGCUGGAAAUUGAGGGUGAAAGGCAAAGAGUGGAGGAAGAAAUCAGACAAUUAGAGAGACAGAGGGAAGAAACUAACAAACUUCACAGUGAGUUGCAAAUAAGUAGAUAUGACAUUAAAAGUAAGAAAGAAAAGAUUGAUAAAGAAAUGGAAGAAUUAUUGCAAAUGAGGGUUGACCUGGAGAGAACAAAAGUAGAAAUUGAAAAGGAUAAUCAACGACUUCAAGAAGAUAAAUGUAAUCUUGAAAAGACAAAAGCGGAGAUAAAGAUACAGACAGAUAAAAUGAUAAUAAUAGACACCAACCUAAAAGAGAAAGAAAGAGAAAUUAAAAUCCAACUAGAUAAAGACAGAGAAGAAAUUAAAUGUUUGUCUGAAGAGACUGAAAUGAAAAUGAGGGACCUUGAUAAGACGAUAAAGGAGAUGGAGAGACAAAAGCAAGAAAUUGAUAAAACAAAAGUGAUGCUUGAAAAGGAAAAGACAGAAAUUGACAAAGAAAAGAAAGACUUGGAAAAACAAAUGAUGGACCAGAUUGAGCAGAUACAAAAGGACAGACUGGCACUUGAGGAGAUGAAGAAAGAACUUCUUCGUGAAAAACAAGAAACAGAGGAAGAGAGAAAUAACUUGAUGACUUUAAGAAACAAACUAGAAGCUUUAAGAGCAGAGAUACAGAACAAGCAAAAUGAAAAUGACAUUUGGAAGAAGGAACUUAUUUUGGAAAAAUCAAACAUUGAGGAACGGCAGGUCGAGGUACUCAACCAGCAGCGACAGAAUGAUCAAACCAGUGAGGAAAACAAAAAAGAGAGAGAAGAUCUGGAAAAACAGAGAUUUGAAACUGAACAGCAGAAACAGAUGUUGGAGCUUAACAUCAUAAAAAUGAAUGAAGAGAAGCAAAUACUUCAGAAAGCCAAAGAAGAAAUGGAAAACAUAAAAUACAUGACCAACAAAGAAAGAGACAAGGUUGAACAAAUGCAAGGUGAAAUACACCAUCAGAUUCAGUCCAUUGAACUACAAAAGCAAUGCAUGCAAGACAAGCAGAAUGCUCUUGAUGAAAAAGAGCUAAACAUACAGAGGAAGGAGGGAGUAAUAGAGAAGAGAAACAUAGAAUUACAUGGGAUCGCUGCUCAGCUUCACAUUGAACAGGAACAUUUAGAUAAUGUUCCUGAGGAAACCAAUAAGAUACAGCAUGCCCUUGAAGAGAUGCAGGUUGAUAUAGAACUGCAAAAACAAGAAAUUAAUAAGGACUAUGAGUUGCUUAAGAAGAUACGGCAUGAAAUAGACAAUGAAAAUACAGAAAUGAAGCAGAAAAAAGAUGAUCUGCAGAUCUGGACUAAACAACAGAAAGAUAAGGUUCAAGUCCAUUUAGAAGAGCUAGAGAAAGAAAGAGAAAAACUGGAAAAAAUUAAGAUAAAGCUUCUUACUGAGAGAGAGCAAACUGAAAAAGAGAAAGCUGAUAUAAAUAGGGUAAACGAUGAAAUAGAAUCAAUGAGACAAAGAGUGAUAAUUCAGAAGACUGAGCUGGAGCAGAGAGAGAAAUAUAUUACGGAGCAGCAGCAAAGACUGGAUCAAAUUGUAAGAGAGAUAACGGAAGAAAGAAGGGAAAUGGAUAAGUUGAGGAUUGAACUAGAAGCUCAGAGACAAAGAAUGCAAGAGGACAUGAAGACUUUUGCAAAGCAGGAAAGAGAACUCUCACAACUGAGAGAUGAAAUACAAACAGAAAAACAAGACAUUGGUGAAAACAGGAACACAACUAACAAGUUAAUGAAAGAUCUGGAAAUCACGAAAGCCAAGCUUGUGGAACAACAAGAAGUGAUCCGAACUGAAGCAGAAAAACUCCAAGAGGAAAGAAAACUGGUUGACCAGACAAAAUCUGAGGUGCAGAAUGAUGCUGAAAAUUUGAAAAGCAUCUUAGAAGAGAUCAAAAGGGAGCAAGAAAAUAUGGAGAUAAGGGAGUCCCACCUUAAACAAAUGAUGGAUCAAUGUGCCAAUACCAUGGAAGAAAAUAUGAGGAAUAAGAGUGAACUAGAAAAGACUAUUGAUGACAUAGAAGAGCAAAAUCAACUGAUUAAGACUGAGAAAGACCGUCUGAAAAAAGAGAGAAAUAACACUGAAAAGGAAAAAGAAGAUUUGCAAAGACAAGCUGAUGACCUGGAGACGCACAUGACAGAACAAAAAGAAAAAGAAGAGAUGAGUAAAAUAUCAAUGAAUGAAGAGAAAAAGCUUCUUGAGGAAAAAGCUAGCGAAAUUCUGAGACAGAGAGAUGAAAUAGAGAAAGAAAAAGAGGACAUGAUGAAGAAGUGGAAUGAGCUGGAUGUUCUCCAGAAGACAUUACAAAAACAAAGAGACGAAAUGGAAGAAAUCAAAUAUGAGUUAGAGACUGAAAAGGCUGAAAUUAAUCAACAGCGGCGAAGACUGGAGGAGAGUAUAAAAGCUGUGAACGAGGAGAGGAGAGAUCUGGAGAACAUGAGGAAUGAAUCUGAAGAAUAUAGACAACAAAUGGAUGAAGAGAUAAGUGUAAAACUAAAGAUGGAGAGAGAGGAACUUGAUCAGAUGAAGAGUGAUCUGGAAAGACUGAAAACUGAAAUAGAUCAUGAGCAGAAGAAAAUAAAUGAUGACAGAAAUAUGAUUGAACAAGGAAGAAAUUACAUGGAGGAGAUGAGGUCUGAAAUAAUGUUACAAAGAAAGCAAAUAGAAGAAGAGAGAGAGGAACUUGACAACAAAAUAAAACAGACUGAUCUAGAAAAAUGUGACAUUGAGAAGAGCAAAGAAAUUUUACAGAAGAUACUGGAUGAGGUAGAAGAACAGAGAAAUUAUAUUAAACUCCAUGAAGAAAAACUUGAACUUGAGAGACAAAAGAUAAAUGAUGAAAAAGAUUGUCAGGCUCAAAUAAAGACUAAACUGCAAAAAGAGAGUGAACAAAUCAGAUGCAUGGAAGAUGAAAUAAAAAAGAAGAGAGAAACACUGAAAGAAAUGGAAGCUCUUCUACAAAAGGAAAAGGAAGAACUUGAGAGUGUCACUGAAGAAACAAAUAGACGAAAAGAAAACCUGGAAAUGAUGAGCGCAAACAUAAAUGAACAAAAACUAGAGCUGAGAAAAUACAGAGAGCUUCUAGAGCAAGAGAAAGAUGAAAUAAACAAUAAAUGGAUAACGUUACAGCAGAGAAUUGAUGAAUUUCAUACUCAAGUCAGACAACAGAAGGAAAAGGAUUUAAUGAAACAGGAGGAGAUGGAAGAAGAAAGAAAAAGUCUAGAACAGACCAAAGUCAAGAUCCUGCAGCUGAAGACUAAAGCUGAGCAAGAACAGCAAGACAUAAGCCUAAAAAUACAAGAGUUGAACACAAUGCAAGAACAUAUUAUGAAAGAAAAGGAGAAAGAAAAAGAAAUGAGAGUAAAAGCAAAGAUGGAGAGAGAAGAACUUGAUCAGAUAAAGAGGGAAUUGGAACGAGAGAAAACGGAAAUGGAAAAUGACAGGAAGAUGAUUGAACAGGAAAGAGAAGACCUGGAGAAGAUGCGGUCUGAAACAAUGACACAAAGAGAAAAAAUGGAAGACAUUAGAGAAGCAAUCAAAUUAGAGAGAUCAGCACUUGUCCAGAAAACAAAAGAGAUUGAUCUAGAAAAGAAUAAAAAGUACAAAGAAAAAGUUCAGAAACUAUUGGACCAGGUGGACGAACAGAGAAAUUAUAUUACACUCCAAAAAGAAGAACUAGACUCGCUGAAAGCACAUAUUAUAAAAGAAAAAGAAAUUAGCAUAAAAGCAAAGAUGGAAAGAGAGGACCUUGACCAGAUAAGGAGUGAACUGGAAAGAGAGAAAUCUGAAAUUGAUCAUGAGCAGAAGAAAAUGAAUAAUGACAGAAAGGUGAUUGAACAGGAAAGAAACAACCUGGAGAAGAUGAAGUCUGAAAUAGUGACACAAAGAGAACAAAUGGAAAAACACUUGACAGAGACUAUCAAAAUAGAAAGAUCAGCACUUGACCAGAAAAUGCAAAAUAUUGAUCUAGAAAAGGAUGAAACUGAAAAGAACAAAGAAAUAGUUCAGAAAUUAAUGGAUAAAGUAGAAGAGCAGAGCAAUUAUAUUAAACUCCAGAAAGAAGAACUUGACCUUGAAAGACAAAAUAUCACUGAUGAAAAAUAUCUUCUAGCUCAAAGUAAGACAGAGCUGCAAAAAGAAAGCAAACAAAUAAAAUACAUGGAGGAGGAAAUAAAGAAGGAGAGAGAAACACUGAAGGAAAUGGAAGCUCAUUUACAAAAGGAAAAGGAAGAAAUUGAGAGUGUCACUGAAGAAACAAAGAGAAAGAAAGAGGAUCUGGAUGAACAAAAACAAGAGUUGAAGAACUGCAGAGACCUUCUAGAACAAGAAAGAGAAGAAAUAAACAAAAAAUGGACACAGUUACAACUGAGAUUUGAUGAAUUUGAUGCUCAAGUCAGUAAACAGAAGGAAGAUUAUAUGAUGGAACAAAAAAAGAUGGAAGAAGAAAGAGAAAGUCUAGAAGAAACCAAAGCUAAGAUCCUGGAGCUGAAGACUAAAGCGGAACAGGAUCAGAUUAUGAAAGAAAAAGAGAAAGAAGAAGAAGAAAUGAGAGUUAAAGCAAACAUGGAGAAGGAAAAUCUUGAUCACAUAAAGAGUGAACUGGAAAUAGAGAAAACUGAAAUAGAUCAUGAGCAGACGAAAAUGGAUGAUGACAGCAAUAUGAUUGAACAGGAAAGAAAAGAACUGCAUAAGAUGAGGUCUGACAUGAUGACAGAGAGAGAGCAAAUGGAACACAUGAGAGAAACAAUCAAACUUGAGAGAUCGGCACUUGAACAGAAAAUGCAAAAGAUUGAUCUAGAAAAGGAUGAAAUUGAAAGCAAUAAAGAAAUAGUUCAGAAAUCAAUGGAUAAUGUAGGAGAGCAGAUACAUUAUAUUAAACUCCAGAAAGAAGAAAUUGACCUUGAAAGACAAAAGACCAGUGAUGAAAAAUAUCUUCUAGCUCAAAGUAAGACAGAGCAGCAAAAAGAAAGUGAACAAAUCAAAUACAUGGAGGAGGAAAUAAAGAAGGAGAGAGAAACACUGAAGGAAAUGGAAGCGCACCUACAAAAGGAAAAGGAAGAACUUGAGAGUGUCACUGAAGAAACAAAGAGACAGAAAAAGGAUCUGGAAAAGAUGAGCACAAACAUAAAUGAACAAAAACAAGAGUUGAGUAAAUACAGAGCGCUUCUAGAGCAAGAGAAAGAUGAAAUAAACAAUAAAUGGACACAGUUACAGCAGAGAAUUAAUGAAUUUGAUACUCAAGUCAGACAACAGAAGGAAAAGGAUUUAAUGAAACAGGAGGAGAUGGAAGAAGAAAGAAAAAGUCUAGAACAGACCAAAGUUAAGAUCCUGCAGCUGAAGACUAAAGCUGAGCAGGAACAACAAGACAUAAGCCUAAAAAUACAAGAAUUGAACACACUGCAAGAACAUAUUAUGGAAGAAAAAGAGAAAGAAGAAGAAAUGAGAAUUAGAAUAAAAGCAAAGAUGGAAAGAGAGGAACUUGACCAGAUAAGGAGUGAACUGGAAAGAGAGAGAUCUGAAAUUGAUCAUGAGAAGAACAAAAUGAAUAAUGACAGAAAGGUGAUUGAACAGGAAAGAAACAACCUGGAGAAUAUGAAGUCUGAAAUAGUGACACAAAGAGAACAAAUGGAAAAACACUUGACAGAGACUAUCAAACUAGAAAGAUCAGCACUUGACCAGAAAAUGCAAAAGAUUGAUCUAGAAAAGGAUGAAACUGAAAAGAACAAAGAAAUAGUUCAGAAAUUAAUGGAUAAAGUAGAAGAGCAGAGAAAUUAUAUUAAACUCCAGAAAGAAGAACUUGACCUUGAAAGACAAAAGAUCACUGAUGAAAAAUAUCUUCUAGCUCAAAGUAAGACAGAGCUGCAAAAAGAAAGAGAACAAAUCAAAUACAUGGAGGAGGAAAUAAAGAAGGAGAGAGAAACACUGAAGGAAAUGGAAGCUCAUCUACAAAAGGAAAAGGAAGAAAUUGAGAAAAUUAAGAGUGUCAUUGAAGAAACAAACAGACGAAAAGAAGAUCUGGAAAAAAUGAACACAGACAUAAAUAAACAAAAACAAGAGCUUAAGAACUGCAGAGACCUUCUAGAAGAAGAAAGAGAAGAAUUAAACCAAAAAUGGACACAGUUACAACUGAGAAUUUAUGAAUUUGAUGCUCAAGUCAGUAAACAGAAGGAAGAUUAUAUGAAUGAACAGAAAAAUAUGGAAGAAGGAAGAAAAAGUCUAGAAGAAACCAAAGCUAAGAUCCUGGAGCUGAAGACUAAAGAUGAACAGGAACAGAUUAUGAAAGAAAAAGAGAAAGAAGAAGAAAUGAGAGUUAAAUCAAACAUGGAGAAGGAAAAACUUGAUCACAUAAAGAGUGAAUUGGAAAGAGAGAAAACGGAAAUAGAUCAUGAGCAGAAGAAAAUGGAUGAUGACAGAAAUAUGAUUGAACAGGAAAGAAAAGAACUGCAUAAGAUGAGGUCUGACAUGAUGACAGAGAAAGAGCAAAUGGAAGACAUGAGAGAAGCAAUCAAACUUGAGAGAUCGGCACUUGAACAGAAAAUGCAAAAGAUUGAUCUAGAAAAGGAUGAAAUUGAAAGGAACCAAGCAAUAGUUCAGAAAUCAAUGGAUAAAGUAGAAGAGCAGAGAAAUUAUAUUAAACUCCAGAAAGAAGAACUUGACCUUGAAAGACAAAAGAUCACUGAUGAAAAAUAUCUUCUAGCUCAAAGUAAGACAGAGUUGCAAAAAGAAAGUGAACAAAUCAAAUACAUGCAGGAGGAAAUAAAGAAGGAGAGAGAAACACUGAAGGAAAUGGAAGCUCAUCUACAAAAGCAAAAGGAAGACACUGAGAGUGUCACUGAAGAAACAAAGAGACAGAAAGAGGAUCUGGAAAAGAUGAACACAAACAUAAAUGAACAAGAACAAGAGUUGAGUAAACACAUAGAGCGUCUAGAGCAAGAGAAAGAUGAAAUAAACAAUAAAUGGAUACCGUUACAGCAGAGAAUUUAUGAAUUUGAUACUCAAGUCAGACAACAGAAGGAAAAGGAUUUAAUGAAAGAGGAGGAGAUGGAAGAAGAAAGAAAAUGUCUAGAACAGACCAAAGUCAAGAUCCUGGAGCUGAAGACUAAAGCUGAGCAGGAGCAUCAAGACAUAAGCCUAAAAAUACAAGAGUUGAAUACACUGCAAGAACAUAUUAUGAAACAAAGAGAGAAAGAUGAAGAAAUUAGAGUAAAAACAAAGAUUGAGAGAGACAAAUUUGAUAAGAUAAUAAAGGAAUUGGAAGGAGAGAAAACUGAAAUGGACAAUGAUAAGAAGAUGAUUGAACUGCAAAGAAAAGACCUGCAAAAGAUAAGGUCUGACAUAAAGACAGAAAGAAAGCAAAUGGAAGUCAUGAGAGAAGCAAUCAAAUUAGAAAGAUCAGCACUUGUCCAGAAAAUACAAGAUAUUGAUCUAGAAAAGGAUGAAAUUGGAAAGAACAAAGAGAGAGUUAAAAAAUUAAUGGAUAAGGUAGAAGAGCAGAGAAAUUAUAUUAAACUCCAGAAAGAAGAACUUGACCUUGAAAGACAAAAGAUCAAUGAUGAAAAUGUUAUUCUAGCUCAAAGUAAGACAGAGCUGCAAAAAGAAAGCAAACAAAUCAAAUACAUGGAGGAGGAAUUAAAGAAAGAGAGAGAAACACUGAAGGCAAUGGAAGCGCACCUACAAAAGGAAAAGGAAGACAUUAAGAGUGUCAAUGAAGAAAUAAACAGAGAGAAAAAGGAUCUGGCAAAGAUGAACACAAACAUAAAUGAACAAGAACAAGAGUUGAGUAAAUACAGAGAGCUUCUAGAGCAGGAGACAGAAGAACUGAACAAUAAAUGGACACAGUUACAGCAGAAACUUGAUGAAUUUGAUACUCAAGCCAGGCAACAGAAGGAACAAGGUUUCAUGAAACAGAAUGAAAUGGAAGAAGAAAGAAAAAGUGUAGAACAGACCAAAUUCAAGGUCCUGGAGCUGAAGACUAAAGCUGAGCAGGAACAACAAGACAUAAGCCUAAAAAUACAAGAGUUGAACACACUGCAAGAACAUAUUAUGAAAGAAAAAGAGAAAGAUGAAGAAAUGAGAGUAAAAGCAAAGAUAGAGAGAGAAGAACUUGAUCAGUUAAAGAGGGAAUUGGAACGAGAGAAAACUGAAAUGGAAAAUGACAGGAAGAUGAUUGAACAGGAAAGAAAAGACCUGCAAAAGAUAAGGGCUGACAUAAUGACAGAAAGAAAGCAAAUGGAAGACAUGAGAGAAGCAAUCAAAUUAGAGAGAUCAGCACUUGUCCAGAAAAUACAAGACAUUGAUCUAGAAAAGGAUGAAAUUGGAAAGAACAAAGAAAUAGUUCAGAAAUUAAUGGAUGAAGUAGAAGAGCAGAGAAAUUAUACUAAACUCCAGAGAGAAGAACUUGACCUUGAAAGACAAAAGAUCAAUGAUGAAAAUUUUAUUCUAGCUCAAAGUAAGACAGAGCUGCAAAAAGAAAGCAAACAAAUCAAAUACACGGAGGAGGAAUUAAAGAAAGAGAGAGAAACACUGAAAGAAAUGGAAGCUCAUCUACAAAAGCAAAAGGAAGAAAUUGAGAGUGUCACUGAAGAAACAAAGAGACAGAAAGAGGAUCUGGAAAUGAAUACAGACAUAACUGAACAAAAACGAGAGCUGAAGAAUUGCAGAGACCUUCUAGAACAAGAAAGAGAAGAAUUAAACCAUAAAUGGACACAGUUACAACUGAAAAUGGAUGAAUUUGAUUCUCAAGUCAGUAAACAGAAGGAAGAAUAUCUAACAGAACAAAAGGAAAUAGAAGAAGAAAGAAGAGGUCUAGAAGAGACCAAAGUCAAGCUUCUGGAGCUGAAAACUAAAGCUGAGCAGGAACAUCAAGACAUAAGCCUAAAAAUGCAAGAGUUGAACACACUGCAAGAACAAAUUAAGAAAGAACAAGAGAAAGAAGAAGAAAUGAGAGUAAAAGAAAAGAUGGAGAGAGAAGAACUUGAUCACAUAAAGAGUGAACUGGAAAGAGAGAAAACGGAAAUAGAUCAUGAGCAGAAGAAAAUGGAUGAUGACAUCAAGACGAUUGAACAGGAAAGAAAAGAACUGCAUAAGAUGAGGUCUGACAUGAUGACAGAGAAAGAGAAAAUGGAAGACAUGAGAGAAGCAAUCAAACUUGAGAGAUCGGCACUUGAACAGAAAAUGCAAAAGAUUGAUCUAGAAAAGGAUGAAAUUGAAAGGAACCAAGCAAUAGUUCAGAAAUCAAUGGAUAAAGUAGAAGAGCAGAUAAAUUAUAUUAAACUCCAGAAAGAAGAACUUGACCUUGAAAGACAAAAUAUCAAUGAUGAAAAUGUUAUUCUAGCUCAAAGUAAGACAGAGCUACAAAAAGAAAGUGAACAAAUCAAAUACAUGGAGGAGGAAAUAAAGAAGGAGAGAGAAACACUGAAGGAAAUGGAAGCUCAUCUACAAAAGCAAAAGGAAGACACUGAGACUGUCACUGAAGAAACAAAGAGACAGAAAGAGGAUCUGGAAAAGAUGAGCACAAUCAUAAAUGAACAAGAACAAGAGUUGAGUAAAUACAGAGAGCGUCUAGAGCAAGAGAAAGAUGAAAUAAACAAUAAAUGGAUACCAUUACAGCAGAGAAUUGAUGAAUUUGAUACUCAUGUCAGACAACAGAAGGAAAAGGAUUUAAUGAAAGAGGAGGAGAUGGAAGAUGAAAGAAAAUGUCUAGAACAGACCAAAGUCAAGAUCCUGGAGCUAAAGACUAAAGCUGAGCAGGAGCAUAUUAUGAAAGAAAAAGAGAAAGAUGAAGAAAUGAGUGUAAAAGCAAAGAUAGAGCGAGAAGAACUUGAUCACAUAAAGAGUGAACUGGAAAGAGAGAAAACGGAAAUAGAUCAUGAGCAGAAGAAAAUGGAUGAUGACAUCAAGACGAUUGAACAGGAAAGAAAAGAACUGCAUAAGAUGAGGUCUGACAUGAUGACAGAGAAAGAGAAAAUGGAAGACAUGAGAGAAGCAAUCAAACUUGAGAGAUCGGCACUUGAACAGAAAAUGCAAAAGAUUGAUCUAGAAAAGGAUGAAAUUGAAAGGAACCAAGCAAUAGUUCAGAAAUCAAUGGAUAAAGUAGAAGAGCAGAUAAAUUAUAUUAAACUCCAGAAAGAAGAACUUGACCUUGAAAGACAAAAUAUCAAUGAUGAAAAAUAUCUUCUAGCUCAAAGUAAGACAGAGCUACAAAAAGAAAGUGAACAAAUCAAAUACAUGGAGGAGGAAAUAAAGAAGGAGAGAGAAACACUGAAGGAAAUGGAAGCUCAUCUACAAAAGGAAAAGGAAGAAAUUGAGAGUGUCACUGAAGAAACAAAGAGACAGAAAGAGGAUCUGGAAAUGAAUACAGACAUAACUGAACAAAAACAAGAGCUGAAGAAUUGCAGAGACCUUCUAGAACAAGAAAGAGAAGAAUUAAACCAUAAAUGGACACAGUUACAACUGAAAAUGGAUGAAUUUGAUGCUCAAGUCAGUAAACAGAAGGAAGAAUAUCUAACAGAACAAAAGGAAAUAGAAGAAGAAAGAAAAGGUCUAGAAGAGACCAAAGUCAAGCUUCUGGAGCUGAAAACUAAAGCUGAGCAGGAACAAAUUAAGAAAGAACAAGAGAAAGAAGAAGAAAUGAGAGUAAAAGAAAAGAUGGAGAGAGAAGAACUUGAUCAGAUGAAGAGUGAACUGAAAAGAGAGAAAACUAAAAUAGAUCAUGAGCAGAAGAAAAUGAAUGAUGCCAGAAAGAUAAUUGAACAGGAAAGAAAUGACCUGGAGAAGAUGAGGUCUGAAAUAAUGUUACAAAGAAAGCAAAUAGAAGAAGAGAGAUCAGAGCUAGACAACAAAAUAAAACAGACUGAUCUAGAAAAAUCUAAUAUUGAGAAAAGCAAAGAAAUUGUACAGAAAUUAUUGGAUGAGGAGGAAGAACAGAUAAAUUAUAUUAAACUUCACGAAGAAGAAUUAGAACUUGAGAGACAAAAUAUCAAUGAUGAAAAAGAUUUUCUGGCUCAAACAAAGACUGAACUGCAAAAAGAAAGUGAACGAAUAAGAUACAUGGAAGAGGAAAUUAAUAAGGAGAGAGAAACACUGAAAGAAAAGGAAGCACAUCUACAAAAUGAAAAGGAAGAAAUUGAGAGUGUCACUGAAGAAACAAACAGACGAAAAGGAGAUCUGGAAAUUAUGAGCGCAAACAUAAAUGAACAAAAACUAGAGCUGAGAAAAUACAGAGAGCUUCUAGAGCAAGAAAAAGAUGAAAUAAAUUAUAAAUGGAGAGAAUUACAACAGAGAAUUGAUGAAUAUGAGCGGUCAAAGACUGAGUCUAUUAGGAAUGCUCUGGAGGAGACCAGAAAGAAAGAUGAAAAAACAGAAAUGGAAGAAAAACUUAAACAGGCUAACAAGGAAUAUGAAAGUGUCAUAGAAGAAACAAACAGGAGAAGGGGUGAACUAGAGAAAAUCAUGUUUGAUAUAUCACAACAAAAUCAAAAGUUUGAGACAGACAAAGAUCUUCUGGAAAAAGAUAGAAAUAACAUUGAAAAGGAAAGAGAAGAUUUGCAAAGACAAGCUGAUGACCUGACGCACAUGACAGAACAAAAAGAAAAUGAAGAGAUGAGUAAAAGAUCAAUGGAUGAAGAGAAGAAGCUUCUUGAGCACAAGGCUGGUGAAAUCCUGAGACAGAGAAAUGAAUUAGAGAAAGAAAAAGACGACACGACGAAGAAGUGGAAUGAGCUGGAUGUUCUUCAGAAGACAUUACAAAAACAAAGAGAUGAAAUUGAAGAAAUCAAAAAUGACUUAAAGACUGAAAUUAAUCAACAGCAGCAAAGACUGGAGAAGAGUAUAAGAGCUGUGAAUGAGGAGAGGAGAGAUCUGGAGAACAUGAGGAAUGAUUUUGAAAAAUACAGACAACAAAUGGAAGAAGAGAUGAGAGUAAAAACAAAGAUGGAGAGAGAGGAACUUGAUCAACUGAUGGCCAAGAUAUUGACAGAACAAAAAGAAACUGAUAGGAGCAAGGAUAUGAUAGACCAUCUAAAGAAGGAAAUGGAGCAAACAAAAGCCAAACUCAAUGCUCAAGAGGAGCAAAUCAAACUGGAAUUGCAAAUAGUGCAAUAUGAGAGGCAAGAUCUGGAACAGUCCAAGGCUGAAAUCAAGAGACAGACUGAUGAAACCGAGAUCAUGAAAGAGCAGACACACCAGUUAGAAAAAGAGAAAGAUUUGUCUGAAACAUUAAAAGAAGAACGUCAAUCUGGACAGCUUCUUCAACAGAAGAGAGAAGAAAUGGCCUCUCAAGGAAAACAAAUACAGAUAGAUGAAGUCAAUAGACUCUUGUCUGAGAUUCAAAGGGAAAGGGAAGCACUUGAAAGAAACAAAAAAAUCCUUGAACAUCAGAGAGAGGCACUGGACGAGAUGAAGAGAAAACAACCAACACAGAGGCUGCAAUUAAUUUUGGUUAGUUCUGCUACACAAACAUCUAAACUAGAAGACAUACCUGUGGGUGACAUUUCAGCCACUCGGGAACAGAUUGUUGAGGAACACACAGGCAUUCAUAAGGAAUAUACAACUUUCAUAACAAAAGGGACGGAAGAUGAAUUAGAGAGAAUGAGAGAUCAGGAGGACACAGAGCUCAAAAUGAGAAGUGAAGAAACUGAAAUGGACUCAAGCCAAGAAGACAAUGCACUGACAACAGAAUAUAAAGAUAUACCUGAUCCAUCCAUGGCAGUAAAGUUGGAGUUCAAUAAAGAUGAAGCCGAUGGCCUUACUGAAACGUUGAUGACUGAGAAGAGGGAACUAGAAAAGACAAGAUUUGUUUUACAGAGAGACCAGAAAGAGACUGAGACAAUGAGACAACACACUGACAGAGAGAAGAAGAAUCUGGAGAAAUAUAAAGCCGCUCUUGAAAAACAAUAUGAAGAGAUGGAGUUAUGCAGACAGAAUAUGGAAAAUGAAAGAUCUGAGUUAGACAUGACUCAAGAUAAAAUUAAGAUGGACAUGGAAAAAAUUCUAAUGGAGAUCAAGAGCAAGCAGGAGAAAAUAGAAAACAUGGAAGUUCAACUUCAAGAAAAGAAGAGAGAAAUGGAAACCAUCUCUGUUGAGAUGAACCAGAGACAAGAGGAGUUGGACUUCAUAAAUACAGAGAUAAAAAGAAAGAGACAAGAGAUGGUGGACACCAAAGAAAUGGAGGAACAUGAGUUAACUGACAUACUUCCAAAGAGAGAUGAGUCUAUAAAAAGACACCUGGAGGAAAUACAGAACCAAAAGGAGGCAUUACGGAAGGAGAGGGGUGAAGUUGAAAAAAUACUCACUGGGCUGCAGAAGGAGCAAAUGGAAAUGGAGAUGCGUCAGGCAAUGCUGAACUCAGAAAGAAAUGAACUGAAUAGAAUGAGAGUCGAUCUGGAGACACAAAAAGAGGAGUUUAGGCUUAUGCAACAAAACAUAGAGACAGAAAGAGACAAGCUGGAAUCAAGGUUAAGGAGAGCAGAGGACACAGAGAGACUUUUGGAUGAUGUACUGAAAGAAAAGGAAAGGGUAGAAGAAAUGGCAGCUCAACUUGUCAAAGAACAGGAAGAGUUUAAAAUGAUUAUGACUGAGGCAAAUAAAUGGAUAAACAAAAUUAAACAGAUUGAGGUGGAAAUUAAAACAAAGCAAGAAGAAAUGGACCACAUUGAAGAACUGAGACAAAAAGAGCUUCAUCAAAGGAGUGCAGAAUCUGAAAAAAUUAAGACUGAAAUUGACAAUGAAAAAGAAGAAAUUCAGAAGAUACGAAAGGAAUGUGAGAGAGAAAAACAUGAACUGGAGCAAAUAAAAACAGAUUUGCAGAAAGAAGAACCACAGAAAACCAAUGCAGAAGUGCAAUAUGAUGAAGCACACAGUGUUAUGCACACGUUGAAAGAAGAGAAAGAAGAAAUAGAAAGGAUGAAAGCUGACCUCCAGAAUGAGCAGAGAGAAAUUGAAAACCUGAUGGACAUUAUAAAAAGAGAGAAGGGCGAGCUGGAAAAGAAGAAAGUUGAAAUGCAGCAAAUUGCUGCAGAUAUAAGGGACACAGACAGUGAUAAGAACUUACAAGAUGAAAUUAUGCAGAUUGAAGCAAUCCUCAAUGAAACCAAGAGAAAGAAGAAUGACCUGGAACAGAUGAAUGACAAUUUAAACAGGGAAAAAUCAGAACUGAAAAGCACUUGUCAGCUUCUAGUAAAAGAAAAGAGAAAAGCAGAAACUAGAUUACAGGAUAUGGUGAGUGAACUGAAUAUUAAGCUUAAGGAAUUAGAAAAUCUACAGAAGUUCAAAACAGAGGAGAGAGAGGCAGAAAAGAAAAAUCUGGAGAAAUUUAAGGAUGAGAUGGCUAAAGAACAUGAACAAAUUAAAAAGGAAAAUGAAGAUUUAAGAAUGAGAAGAGAUGAGCUGCUGCACAUGAAAGACGAAAUUCAAAAGCAGACAAAAGACCUAGAAGAAAUAAUGAACAAAGUGACAAUGAAGAAGAGUGAGCUAGAACAAGAGAGGCGUGAAAUAAACAAACAAAAACAACAACUGGAAGACAUUGGGAAAGCUGCAGAAAUAAAGUGGGUUGAGACACAGGUAGCCACUGAAAGGUCCAGACAAGAAGACGAGGACAUGCAAAUCUUAAAAACUGAGAGAGAAAGAAUAGCACAUCUGAAUGAUCAAUUACUGAAAGAGAAAGAGGAUGUUGAAACCACCAAAGAGAGAAUUAAUAGAGAGAUGGAACAUAUUGAAAAGAUGCAAAGCCAAUUAAAUGACCAAAGAGAAGAGAUCAAGCUUGAAAAACAAAUAUUAGGAGACAUAAGGACUGAGAUUCAAGACAAGACAAAUGCUCUAGAGAAAAGUAUGCAGGACUUACAAAAAGAGAGGGAAAAUCUAAAUGCUUUAGUUAUUCAACAACAAAAAGAAAGAGAAAAUAUGGAUAAACUAGCAGAAGAAAACAAAAGAAAAGAGAAGCAUGCUGAAGUUGAGAUACAAAGACAGUUAGAGGACAUAGAAAAUCACAAGGUGAGGUUGGCAAAAGAAAGGAAUCAACUUGAACAGAUGAAUGCAGAAAUACAGACUAAACAUAAAGAGCUAGAGAAAAUAAUCAGACAACAGCAAGAGGAGAUUGACAUCAUGCAAAGAGAAAGAAAGGCUUUGGAGAAAAUUAAUGCUGAGCUAGCAAGGAAAACCACUGAAAUGGAAAAUAAGAGAGAGAAAGUAACUCUCUGGGAAGCAGAUAUACAGAAACAGAAAACCAAAGUAGAAGAGCUAAGGAACAUCUUACAAAGAGAGAAAAGUGAACUUGACAAAGAGAAAGCAGAAGUAAAACAAGAAAAACAAGAGAUGGAAAACAUUCUGAAAACCAUCAAGAGUGAGUUGGAAGACCUAGAGCAACUUAGAAAUAAAUCUGAGGAAGAGAAGAAAGACAUGCUGGACAGACUGUUAACAGAAAAACAUGAAACGGAUCAAUUAAAAACCGAGUUACAGUUGGAGAAGAAGAUAAUUGAAGAGGAAAAGAAAAUGCUGAAGCAGUUGAUGAACGAAACUGAAAAUAAAAGAUCUCAACUGGACAGCAACAUUGUGCAAAUGAACAUGGACAAACUAAAUAUUAAAAAAGAAAAAGACUCACUGGAGGAGAUCAAGGCAGAUUUACAAAGAAAGUCUGAAAAGCUUAAUGAGGAAAUCAGGAAAACAGACAAAAUCACCUCUCAAAUCAGUAAAGACCAAGAGAACAUUCAGAGACUGGAAGACAUGAGAAGAAAAGAAGAAGAGCUCAGUACUAUGCGUGCUGACAUUGAAAGGCAGACAAAUCUUCUGCAAUCAGAUCUACUGCUACUUCAGACACAAAAAGAGAACUUAGAAAAGAGCAAAGCAGAGAAUGAGACUCUAAGAGAAGAUUUUGAAGAGCAAAAAGAAAAGAAUGACUUGACAAUGCAAGAACUGCUCAAAGAGAGGCUGGCCUUGGAGCAGAAGAUUAUUGAUAUAACACAGCUAAGAGACACAGUGGAAAGCACACAUAAUGAAAAAAGACUUAAAGAAGAGGAUCUGGAAAACAAAGAAAGAGAACUUGACAUGCAAAGAAAAGAUGUAGAUAACCUAAGAAACAUUUUGAUGGCUGAGAAAAUGCAGCUGGAAAAGAAGCACAAUGUUAUGAAUCAACAGCAGCAGGAGGUUAAUGACUUGAUGAAUGAAAACAGAAAAAUGAGAAAUGAUUUGGAGAGCAUGAAAACUCAUCUGGAACAAGAGAGACGACAACUACAACAAAACAUCAAAACAUUUGAAGAUCAGAAGAAUGUUUCUGAUCAAAUCAAAGUGGAUGCAGAGCAACAGACCGAUGAGCUUGAGAAAAUCACAGCAGAUACAAAGAGGGGAAAGGAACCUCUUGGAAAGGAAAGAGAGGAUACUGAUGCUUUGAAGAAAGAAAUCCAGAGUAAGAAAGAUGAACUGCAAAGCUUAAAUUCUGAGAUUGAAAAUUCCAACCAAGAAAUGGCAGAAAACAGAGAUCAGUUUGAAAAAGAGAUGGAAAAUUUAAAGCAGAAAAGAGCAGAUUUACUGACAGAAACUGAUCAGCGAGCCGAGACCAAAAUAAAGAAGAAAGAUGUAAAAACAGCAGUGGAGAGUGAAAAACAGAUCCAAGCUGCUUUACAAAUGGUCAGGGAGGACACUGAAAAAGAAAAGACAGAUGCUGAAUUGCUGGCUGAUCUCCAGAAACAGAUGGAUGAACUAGAAGAACUGAGGAACACAAUUGAGGUGGGAAAAAAUCUGAUCGAAAAGAAAAAGCUCACAUUAGAUCAUCAGCAGCAGGAAUUAGAAGACAUCAUGACAGUCAUCAAACGAGAGAGAGAUGUGCUUGAGAAAGAGAAGUCUGAAAUUGAUGAACACAGACAUAUCCUCAAUAAAAAUAUGCAGACAAAACAAGAAGAGCUUGAAAAGCUUAAUAAUGAUAUUCAAAGGGACAAAAAGGAGAUUGAAAACAGCAAAAAGAUAACUGAGAGUGAAAAAUAUCGUAUCGAAAAGGAGAGAGCUGAUUUAAACAGACUGAAGAAAGAGGCUGAAGUCAGCAAACAAAGCGUACAACAUGAGAGAACUUUGCUGCAACAAGAUAAAGACAUGAUACAGAAAGAAAAAGAGGACAUGGAAGGCGUUAUAGAUGAAAAGACAAGAACAAUGGAGGAACUGCAAGAGCAAAUAAACAGACAAUUAUCUGAAUUAGAGAUGGUAAACAUGGAGAUUCAAAUAAAGAGACAGGAAGCAGAAAUGCAUCGCUUACCAGAAGAGAUUAAAACAAAAGAUCAUUCAAAGAGGGAUGCUGAUGUUCUAAGAGAGGAAGUAGAAGUACAGAAACAAAAAACAGAUGAACUUGAGAUAUAUCAAAUGAAGACCACCUCAGUCGAUGCUGAAACACAAACAUCUUUGGAUGACUUUAAGAAAACAGAUGAUAGCAGACAGAAGGAAUUAGAAGACGAAACAACGGCAACAAAGAAAAAACAACCCACUGUGACAAAGUCAAAAGACAAGCACGCAUCUGAAGUGCGAGAAAUAACGGACUCUUUAAACAAAGAAAUUGAAGAUUUGGAGAGAAUGAAGACAAUGAUGAAAAAAGAGAGACAUGAACUGGAACAAGCAAAAGCUGACAUCCAAAGGCAGAGGGAAGACUUUGAGAGAAAUAUGAAGGAAGUCAUGAAGCAGAAGUCAAGAAAUGAAGAAAAACUGCUACGACUUACACAAGACAAGGAGGAUUUAUCAAACAACCUUGAUAAGAAAAAUAAGGAAAUAGAGAGCAUCACAGAAACAUUCAUGAGAAAGUUGGGACAACUGGAAAAGACCAUAGCGUCACUGAAAGAAGAGAAGGAAAACAUUGAAAAUGAGUUGCUUCAACAAAAGCAAAAUGAGCAGGAGACACAAAAAAUCAAGGGAAAAACAGAUGAUAUUUCCAUUAGAAGUGACAGGGAUGCUGAGAAAGUCACAUACAAAAAAGCACUGGAACAAGUACAAGAGAUUUAUUGGGCCAAAACAGAUGGAGAAACAGAAGCAAAAACCUCCAAAACUGACGCCCAAAGAGAAGCUCUUCAGCUAAUGGAUGGCGCGACCCUAGAACGAGAUGAGCUAAACAUCCUGAGAGCUGAACUACAGAGGCAACAUGACGAAAUGGAGAACAAAAUGAAGAUCAUACAAACUGGCCUUCUUGAGAUGGAGAAGGCAAAGGAUCACCUGCAUAAAUUGAGGGAUGAAUGUAAAACCGCUGAAGAAGAAAAGUCAGUGAUCAUGGAGAGUCUCGAGAGGAGGAGGAACAGCCUGGAAAAGGUUCAAGCUGAGCUACUGAGACAUACUGAGGAGAUUGAGCAUCUCACACGAAGCUAUGAAUGCAAAAGAAGAGAACUGCAACACAUUGAGACUGACAUACAAAGACAGGCAAGGACUGUGAAGACUCAACAGGAAACUAAUAUUCAGAGUGAACAAGAAGACCAAGAAGUAAUAGCGAUUACAAAAUCCAUUCAAAAACAUACAGAGGAUGUUAAGCAGAAGAGAACUCAAGAGACACAAACUGAAGACCAGGAAAGAGAUGCUCUACCACAGUAUGAAGAGAUACAUGCAAUGAAAAGGAGAAUACAGGACAUGAAAGAUGAACUUAAGAACAGAUUACAAGACAUAAAGAGGAAGGAACUGGAAAGACUCGGAAUCCAAAGACAAAAAAUCGAGUUGGAGCUACGGAAAGCUGAAAUGGAAAGAUAUAAUGAAGCCCUUCAGCAUGAGAGAGAAACUGACAGACUCAAGCUCAUAGAAAAGGAAAAGGAAAUACUUCUGUUAAGGGAGUGUAUGCUGAUUGAGAUCAAUCGACUGAAGAGCGAAGAAACAGAAACAAGUAGUCAGCACUUGGAGAUUAUGGAGCGCCUCAUUAGUGAUGCAGCAGUAAGAGUGGACCGAUUCAGACGGGUUACGGACAGAGCCGUGCAAACGCUGAUGCUGGAAGGAGAUGGAGAGCAGUUUGGAGGAGCUCAAAGAGUGAUGACUGAACAGAUGGAAAGUGUCAGUGGAAGGAUGGAGAUUUCUAUGCAUGUCCUGAGUGAAGACAGGGAGGAAGGAGCGAGAGGAGAAUCCCAGAGAGGGGGCGUAGUCGGGCCAACUUCACGGAGAUUGCGACUAUUGCACUGGAUCAGACGGUGCUGCUGUCGCUGCUGUCCCAGAAACACUGUGGAGGACACCGAGGACAUUUUAUAAACACAGGUCUUGUUCAUUUAGAAGUACAUUUUCAUAUGGAAUUUGACAAAAACUGAGAAGCAUGUCCUAAACAAAUACAAUCCAUGCAUUAUCAGUAUUUUUAUGUAUAUAUUUAUACGUAGCAUUCUUUGGGAGAAAAACCCCCACAACAUUUUAGUAGUGUCUACAAAAACAAACAAAAAAAAAUACUGGAUAA
Molecule: messenger RNA, 41284 nt
Organism: Sinocyclocheilus grahami
Lineage: Eukaryota; Metazoa; Chordata; Actinopteri; Cypriniformes; Cyprinidae
Product: nuclear anchorage protein 1
Molecular function (GO): NAD+ poly-ADP-ribosyltransferase activity
Source: RefSeq, a predicted model, not a curated record